This is a messenger RNA of Prionailurus viverrinus (fishing cat), 1504 nucleotides long. It is a transcript of the gene DTWD2, whose product is annotated as DTW domain containing 2. Bases 28 to 924 code for a protein of 298 amino acids. The record is from RefSeq and is a predicted model, not a curated record. NCBI's taxonomy places the organism in Eukaryota, Metazoa, Chordata, Mammalia, Carnivora, Felidae. The transcript has 6 exons.
UGUGACAACCGGACCUGAGCGACUGCCAUGGAGCCGCAGAAACAGGCGCGAACACCCGGGGGCCCCGUCGCGUGGCCGCGUGGGCCCUCGAGGUCUCAGACGCCGGACGACGAGGAGGGGCCGGAGGGCAACACAGCGCCCGCGGCGGCUUUUCUGGGCGCGGAGGCGGACGACGCCUGUGCGGACGCGCUGUGGAAGCUGCCGGUGGAGCCCGCCGAGCGGAGGCCCGAGUGCAGCCGCUGCAGCCGGCCUCAGAAAGUAUGUUUGUGUCCAUUUCUACCAUUGCAUCCUCUGCAUAUCUCUACUCAUUUGUACAUAAUUCAACAUCCAGCAGAGGAAAACAAAGUGUUGCGGACAGUUCCCCUUUUAGCAGCAUGCCUCCCCCAGGACAAGUGUAAAGUCAAGAUUGGUCGUCGCUUCAGUGAAGAAAGAGAUCCUGAACUUUCAACUGUUUGUCGGAAGUCUGAUACAUUAAUAUUAUAUCCAGGGGCUGAAGCUGCUAAUUUGGAAGAAUUUAUAUUAGAUUCUCCUAUUUAUCCUUCCACAAUCAUCAUCAUUGAUGGUACAUGGAGCCAGGCUAAGGACAUUUUCUAUAAGAAUUCUUUGUUCCGCCUGCCCAAACAGGUGCAGUUAAAAACUAGCGUUUCUAGUCAGUAUGUAAUUCGGACACAACCGACUAAUAGGUGCCUUUCUACCCUGGAAUGUGCAGCUGCUGCUCUUUCCAUUUUGGAGAAAAAUGAUUACAUACAGGAGACUUUGCUUCGCCCUCUUCAAGCUUUGUGCUCUUUCCAGCUGCAGCAUGGUGCUCAAAUUCGCCUCAGCAAGGAACACCUUCUGAAAAAUGGAUUAUAUCCUAAGCCAAUGCCAAAGAACAAACGCAAGCUCAGGAAAAUGGAACUGUUAAUGAACAGUGUUAAAAUUUAGUACUGUUGUUCCAUGGUGCUAGUUAUGGUGUCUUCCGCUGAUAAAACCAGGUGAAGUUUUCAGAAAAUUUAAGUCUGUGGGUUUUUGGUUGUCUAGAGUGAGAGUUGCAUGCUAAACUUGCCCAGCAGAAGAAGGAAGUCAACCAAAUAGCCAUAAAAAAGCAAACAAAAAAAAAAAAUUUCGCUGACCCAGUAAAAACCAAGGUUUCAUACUGAGUUUGUUUAAAAAAAAAAAAAUGUGCCUCUAAUACAUUUUUCCAGAUCCAUAGUUUGGAAUGUGUUUGAAAUUAGUUGUUGAGUGAGGUUAGAAGGUUUUUUUGUUUUUUUGUUUUUUUGUUUUUUGUUUUUUUAUGUAAAAUGGAAAGAAAUUAUUGUACCUGAUUGGGACAGUAUUGUUUUCAUGAAUGUUAAUAGAUAAUUAGGUGUAUAUAAUAGAGGAUACUUAUGUCAAUAUGCAAUAUUGUACAUAAACUUUAUAGUUUGAAGGAAUAAUGAUCACCAAGUAGUUUAGAUUGAAUUUAUUUUUUUCAUAGAAUAAUAUAGCAGAAUAAGGGAACUAAAUAAAUUACUUAGGUACUAAA